AUGAAGUCGUUUGGAUUUGUAUUCCUGCUGUUCUUGGUCAGUGGGCUCUGCCAAGAAAGUCGCACAGCUUUCUUACCGCACUUUAACUGCAAAAAGAUCGCAUUCUUCAAGACCCACAAAACUGGCUCCACAACAAUAGGCGGCAUCCUUUUCCGCGUCGCCGUGGCCUCCAACAUGUCGCUCUACACCACGCGCAGCUCCCACUACGUGAGCCUCGGCUUUAAAGAGAACGAACAGCUUCUAGGGCGGGUCAACAUGGUGCUUCACCACAUCCGCUACUCUGAACACGUUUUGGUUCCCCUCCGGAGUUUCUUGCCUCCCGUGCUCAACCCCAACAACAUGACAUCCGUCCGGCUACCUGCUCGCCCCACAACACCGGCGAACCGCAGCUACAUCAGCGACUUCUACUACUUCGUGGAGCCCGACGCACGUAAGGCCCAACGGCCCCUGACGCUGCGGCAGUACGCCGCCGCGAGUGAGGGCGGCAACCGCAUGGCUCGGGAGUUCGCGGUCAAGGACGCGGCGGCGGCACUGGAGUUCGUGGCGGGGGAGAUGCAUACGGAUGGUGCGGUGCGUGUGUCUGGCGUGGGGUACGGCCUGUUUCUCCCCCUGGAGCUAUUGGAUUACGGAUUAGCCCUCCUGGCCACCCACUGCAACUGGGGCCUGAGCCGGAUCAUGUACCUGGCCACAAAUAAGAAUAAGGGGGGAGCUGAGCGGUACGGCAACGUGACGUUGCAUGCUCGUCCCACGAUGGCCCAGCUGGCGGAGGAGGAUCCGGCGCUUGUUGACCGCAUCGCCGCGGUCAACAGUAUCGAUGCCAUCCUGUACGGUGCUGCGUACGGACAGAUGGUGGCGCGGCUGCAGCUGUACGGUGCGGAGGCGGCGUCGGCCGUUAUGGGCGCGGCGGUACGACUCACGGCGGCGCGUAGCCGGCUAGACGCGGACUGCCGUGCUUUACUCGGCGACGGCGGCGGCGGCUACGACGGCAACGCCAUACCUGUGCUACCGCCGCCGCCGCCGCUAGCCCUGUACGGCAACAAUAUCUCCGUGGAUGAUCUUCGGGGGCUGUGUGCUUGGUACUCAGUGCCGGACCUCGUGUACGAAAAAAUGCCCAGCCGCGAAACCGGCCGUGUUGAGCUCAAUGCUGUGCUAACAUCGCCCGGGCGGCCGCCGGCAUCAUGGCCCGUGGGUCGCUUGCUGCGCCUUGCCGACGAGCACCUGGCUUCGUACGACAAUCCAUCUGUGCCGUACUAUCAUAGUUUGCUAGCCGUUCACGUGCGACCUUUGACGACGGCAGAGGCGGAGCUAGUGUACGGCAUGGCAAACGGCAGUAGCGGCGACGGCGACGGCGGCGAUGGCAACGGAGAUCUCGAGCUAGCGCCGCUGGCGGUGGCGGUACGGCUCUGGUCGGCCCAUCAUGCCCAAGAGGGACUUCACCAUUUGGUAUUUUUAGUGGAUGCUUCCAACCCGGACUCCCAGCAAGAGCUAGUGCGUCAGGCAGCGGUGGCAGCACUACGACAUCGCGGCGACGCUGCCGAUGGCGACGACGGCGAAGCGAAGUCCUAUACGACAUUCUCAAUCGUGCAGUGCGGAGCCGCACCAGGCGUUGACGGCAGCGCCUGCGGCACCGCUGCCUUCCUUGACGCGGUCUCCAGAUCGCGUUGGUCUGCCGUACUGCCUGACCUUACACACUUCCUGUACGGCAUCCGGGGGAGCGUGCGGAGUGUCCUGUUGUCGUGCGAGGGGACGUUACAGAACGCCGGCGCCGUUUGUGCGCCGCUGGUGCCCUGGAGGGUGCCGCCGCCGGGUACGACGAUAAACGUAUCUGGCGGCGGCGGCGGCGGCGGUGCCGGCGGCGGUCGGGGUCGCCGCAACACUCUUGCAGACAGCAGCAUCACUAACAGAACUGUCAGAGAUCAGCGAAUGGGGCCCGAGCAGAGGGGGGAAGAAGCUGGGGGUGAGGAGACCUUGCGGGACUAUGAAAAUGCUGAUAAGUCUGGGGCCGGUUCGCAUGGGGCAGCGGGCAAGGUUAGGGCGGAAGGGCCUGUGCUCGACCAUUCUGGUGAAGGGGAGUUCAAGUCGCCGCCGCCGCGGUAUCGAUGGCCACAGCGGCAGCAGCCCCAGCAGCGCAAGGAGGGACUGGAGGAGCCCGCCGAUGAUACGACGAAGAGCUGGCGUCGCCGUGGGCAACACCGUGGGUCCGUCGCCUGUGUACGAACCCCGUGCAGCCCUGGCCUCUCCAAGGACCUCAUGGCUCGCUGCAUCAUGAUCCGGGCCAUGCCCCUACUGGGUCACACUUUGUCGUAUACGUCCCUUGGCGGGGUGCUGCCGGAAGGCCGGUCGUCGUACGGGGUGCCGUACCAGGGUCCACAGCAGCACCGACUGGAGGUGGCGCGGCUGGUGCCGCCCUCGGAAGAGGACAUGCGGUUGGCGGAGGCAACGGCAGCCGCGGCGGGGGUAGACCCGUGGACUUUUAAAUGCUCCCGAAUGCCGCGGCCGCGGCUGCGACUGCCGUGGUGUGAGCUGUAG
Molecule: messenger RNA, 2529 nt
Organism: Volvox carteri f. nagariensis
Lineage: Eukaryota; Viridiplantae; Chlorophyta; Chlorophyceae; Chlamydomonadales; Volvocaceae
Exons: 5
Coding region: 1-2529 (842 amino acids)
Biological process (GO): glycolipid biosynthetic process
Cellular component (GO): membrane
Molecular function (GO): galactosylceramide sulfotransferase activity
Source: RefSeq, a predicted model, not a curated record